This is a messenger RNA of Etheostoma cragini (Arkansas darter), 4579 nucleotides long. RefSeq names its product leptin receptor (gene lepr). Gene Ontology annotation, molecular function: cytokine receptor activity; protein binding. The record is from RefSeq and is a predicted model, not a curated record. The coding region runs from base 392 to 3883 and encodes 1163 amino acids. Lineage: Eukaryota; Metazoa; Chordata; Actinopteri; Perciformes; Percidae. The transcript has 21 exons. Gene Ontology annotation, cellular component: external side of plasma membrane. Gene Ontology annotation, biological process: immunoglobulin mediated immune response; cytokine-mediated signaling pathway.
AUAACCGAAGUCGUAGGAUUUCCGGAUGUGUUCCUGAACGCAUCACGGUUGGCAGGACGCAGUUGUGUCUGAACGGAGCCUCUCCCUCCUCUCCGUGCUUUCGCAGCUCCGGUGUUCAGGCUCAGUUCUUUAACCCGGGAGGCACAGCGACCUGGGUCUCGGGAAAUAGCAGCGGCGCUUAGUUACUUAGGGAAAGUCCUCAUCAUUGUUGUCGGUCUUAGACUCAAACAUGGACGGUAAACUCUGAAGAGCGUACACAUCUUCUUCACUGAGGAUUUUGGACGAACUCACCUGCCCAAUCUAAACUAAACCUGGACACAAAACCAGACGAAACGUCCACGAGCGAUUGAGAUUCUCAGCAGCCAAAGCCCACCAAGGUCAUUCUCAUGCUAUGACCACUAACAUGGUCCGGUCAGUGAUGUUGGCAGUCCUGAUCCACAUAGUCCUAGUGUCUCAUGGUGCUCAGUCUUUGGAGCCGGAGGAGGGAGCCUCUCUCUACUCUCGUGCCCUGAACCUCCCAUGGCAGGAUAAGCUGUGCUGUGACUCACCUUCAGCCCACCUUACUGUGGAGGGAGACACGUAUGCACUGGAGACAAACCGCUCGGAAUCAAACCUCCUACACUCUCCCUUGUGCAGCUUCAGGAACUCAACAACCGAGUCACAUCCUCGUGAGCCCUCUGGCGGCACCUGUUUGAACUUACUGUGCAGAAUUGAUGAAAAUUGGGGAAAUUUAACAUGUGACCUUCAGUCUCUCGGUCCACCAUCUACCACCCUGGAUCCUGGUCCUAUGGCAGUUAGUUUACAGCGUCUGGUUUCCCAGAAAUAUGACACAGAGCUGAAGGAUGGGAAUACUGCACCUGAUAAUCCUGUUGUCUGUGAGGCAGAGGAUUUCUGUAUGUGUUCAGUUGCUCUUGACACUACAGCAAGCUUUGUCAUCAUGGUAACUGUCAGCAUCUCUGAUGCCGUUGCUCCGCCGGUUCUUCUCAGGAUUCCUGCCCGACCUGUGAAACCACAUCCUCCAGUCAACCUGUCACAUAUCCAGACCAUUGAGGCAGAACUAAUUCUACAAUGGGACGACCCGCCAGACUAUGAUACCGGUCCACUGAGAUACGAAGUCCGACACACUUCCAAUACCACUCAUCCGGCCUGGCAGGUGGUAUCGGCUCCUGGAGAGCCCAGGUUGUUUCUGGAGCUCAAACCCAGAUUGAACUACAUCACCCAGGUUCGCUGCUCCGGCCUGGAGAAGCCUCCUCUGUGGAGCGAAUGGAGUGAACCUUACCGCAUCCACCUGGACGAGGUGAGCUACAUCCCUGAGGAAGUGGUGGCGCGACCGGGUGAGAACGUAACGGUGUAUUGCGUGUUCAACGACCACAGCAUCAACGCCAGCAUGGCCAUGUGGGUGCUCAACUUCCAACAGCAGCUUCAUCCCAGUCAGUACCACGCAUUUAACCAAUGGGUCAGCCAGAUCACAUUGCGUCCUUCAGAGACUCGGUACGACCUGUACGACCUGCUGCGGUGCACUCAGGAGUGGACCAUCCCAUACAGCCAGAUCUAUGUAGAAGGAGCCUCUAUCGACAUAAGCUGUGAAACCAAUGGUAAUAUUGAUGCAAUGAAGUGCAGCUGGAACAACACAAAGUGGAGUAAACAUGAAUUCAGAUCCAGGUGGGCUGACCUGCCAUGCGAUAGGAUGGAGGAGAGGGAACGAGCGGGUGUGAAAGUGGGGGAGACGGGGCCCGCUUGCGUGCUGGACAGGUCCAAGCAGAAAACUUACUGCACCAUCCAGCCUUUGAGGAUGAACUGCUACAAGCUGUGGCUUGAGUUGCCAUCCCCACUGGGCCCCGUCAGGUCUAAACCCAUCUACCUGUCGCCCAUAGAUCAUGUGAAACCCCACGCACCCACUAAUGUAAAGGCAGUGAGCCAAAUCAAUGGAGUCCUGUAUGUUACAUGGGAGCCUCCGUGUCUGCCAACCGAAGGGCUCCAGUGUCAGUUUCAGUACCACUCAACCUCAGCUGUGAGAGAGUGGAAGGUCCAAAGUCCAGUGCGGGUGCGCUGGGCAAAGGCUGCAGUGUCGGUCGUGUGCCGGGAGUAUGUGGUCCAAGUACGCUGCAUGCACACCAACGGUAAAGGCUACUGGAGCGAAUGGAGCGAUUCGGUCUACUCAACGCCUCAGAACAGCAGAGCUCCAGAGCGUGGCCCUGAUUUCUGGAGAAUCCUUCAAGAUGCUCCAUACAGAAACCGGACUAAUGUCACUCUGCUAUUAGAGCAUCUGCAAAUAUCAGGGCGCUCGUACUGUGUUGAUGGAUUUAUAGUCCAGUACAAGGCCUUGAGUGGCUCUGUGGUAAGGGAGAAGAUCGGGCGGGUGUCAUCCUACACCUUUGAGUGGAACCUGUUGCCCCAAACUGUGACUGUGGAGGCCUACAAUAAUAUGGGAAGGUCCACUAACAACAUCAACAUGACACUGGAGAUACAGCCCAAACGCCACUGUGUGCAUUCGUUCAGUGUGUUGGUUGUCAACAGCACCUGUGUGUCUCUGUCUUGGAGUCUGUUGGACAACAGCUAUGUGCCUCUGUUCAUGGUGGUCCAGUGGUCUCCCCAGAGGCAACGGGACUCUGAUUAUCACAAUGGCAGGAGUGUAGAAACAUGGGCCAGACUGCCCUACACUGACUCCCCUAUCUAUCUGAGAGGUGAUUUCUUAGGCUCCGAGGAGUGUGGCUUUUACUUGUACCCUGUGUUUCCUGAUGGUGAAGGGGAGCCAAUGUAUGCCAUAGCCACCAGAGGAGACCCUGCAGCCUACAUGAUGCUGAUCAUCAUCUCCUUCCUCUUCAUCGUCUUGUUCGUCACCCUGAUCCUCUACCAAAACCAGAUGAAAAGGUUUGUGUGGAAGGAUGUUCCCAACCCAAACAAGUGUUCCUGGGCCAAAGGACUAGAUUUCAAACAGGCUGACACCUUUGACCACCUGUUCAUACCUCGAGAGGGCCUUUCAGCCUGGCCCCUGCUGCUGCCAUCCGAGAACAUUUCCAAAGUCGUCAUAGGGGACAAGAUCAACCUCGCAGCUCUGACUACAGCUUUAGUCCAAGCCCCACUUGUGUCGCUAACUCCUGACCCAGCCACUGCCUUAUCUAUCUCUAUUCCUUCAGGGUUUAACUCAGAGGUCAACCGAGACCAACCCAUGGAGAGUGAGGUACUCCAAGGUAGAGCUUCCUUAGCCCUUAAUCUGCAUGCACCAACCAGUUCACUCCCAAGAAUAGAUCUGUUACCGCUAGUCGAUCCUGCAGGAGACCAGCCUCCAGACGCCACUGAGAGCUCUGCUCAGUCUUCAGUCACAUAUGCGACUGUGCUGCUGUCUGGUCUGAAGCAGGAGGUGCAGCCCAUUCAUCUCCACUACAAGGAUGGUAGCGGCAACAGCUCCAGCGACGAGGGCAAUUUCUCUGCCAACAACUCAGACAUUUCUGGAUCUUUCCCAUACGGCCUGUGGGAGCUGGAUAGCUGCCGAGGCGGAGGGAUAGACGACCCGCGGCGCUCCUGCUCCUACAACUCUGUGGAGGAGCUUUCUGAAACAUCAGAGCAAGAAGAAGAACACAAGACGAGAGAAGGGAAGAACUUGUAUUAUCUAGGAAUGAACUGUCCAGCGGAGGAUGAGGAGAGCGAGGAAGACGAGGAGCAGAGAAAAGAGGAGACCAAAAUUGGGCUGCUUAAAAAUGUAGUUUUGAACUUAGAGGACUGUUCUGUGGAGUCGCACCCUUUGCUCGGCCCUGAGGACUCGAGCAAGCUGCUGUCAGCGGCAACACAUAGCUUUUCUUUGCCAUACCUUCCUCAGUUCAGAACGGCUCCGUCCACGAGGCAACUCACAGCUCAGCCACAAGACGGCAAACCCCAGCCGUGACUCUAUACAGAUUGCAUUAAAAUUAAAUAUGCACCUUUACAUCCGUCGUGUCAUCGCCAGCAUCAUGAUUCAGCGUUUACCAAAAUGGAUUUGCAUGCAGUGGAUGUUGCUAAAAACUUUGAGAGUUGUGGAGCUAAAAAAAAACAGAAAUCUACCUUGACUGCGUGAUUGGGAAUUGAUAUUAAUCAAUGCUGCUAUUGUGUUCUCUGUGAGAAAAGACGUCAAGGGGGCACCGGCCACAGUUAUGACCUUUCUUUCUUUCUUUAUGGGGCUUUGAAACCCUGCUUCUACUGUGCCACACUGCUUCUCUGCACUCAGUUCCUGAUGCAGGACUACCUGCUGAGUAAAAAUGAACUCUUUUAUUGGAGGUUAGGCUAGUAAAAAAAUGUACAGUUCUCACAGAGAACAGCAGACAAACUCUAAGCAGUACUCUGGUAAUCAGGAAGAGAGUAAUGGAAGUUCUAGUCAUCUUUUGGCCUUAAACAUCCUAAACAUACAGCAUAAUUCCCAGGUGGUUCCACAUGUUGUGUGUGUACUGUACAUCUACUCAUCUGCUGCUUCCGUAAUGUGACAUGACUUUCAUUCUCUGACGCUGAAUCAUUUCAACUGCAUUUAAAGUGGAACAUGUAAGAGGUUGAAUUACCCAUAAUUUGGACAGUUUGGAUUUUCCUAUAAGCACAUAAGACUGUGAAGUAA